UCUAUCUAAAAGGGGGCAGCACUCACAAAACUACAAGUGGCAACGCUAUUGCGCCACAGCCACAUGUUGGUGGGUGCCGGUACUGUUUCUUUUGAUGCGAAAUGGGAGGCCACCACAAGAAGAAUUUGCGCUCCGAGAAGGCAAAAGUGAAGUUAAAGGGAGCCAAGUUGCCCAAAGGUCUGAACGUUACCAAAACCGACUUCAAGGUGCGCAAGAUCGCGAUACGCGAACAGCUGAAGGAUUCAGUGAUAAAUGAGAGCGGCCAGCGCCAAUUGAAUCUGAAGGAGACGCUGUCACGUUUGAAGCACCACAGCCUCAAGUUUCGCUCAGAUGCCUUACGGAACGUGCGCGACUCCGUCAAGACAGGUACGGCCAACCACCUAAUUGGCCAUUUGACAGAGCUGCUGCAAGGCAUAGCUGCCGGUGCACUUGAUAUUGAGCCCGAUGCCCGCCGAGAAUCGUUCAAGACACUCGACGCUGUGCUGGAGAACCUUCAACCACAGGCUGUGACGCCAUUCUUUCACAUACUUGCCACUUACCUGCGCUGUGCCAUGACGCAUGUGCUGCCGGCCAUCCAGGAGGACUCACUCCUCAUGCUGGACGUGUUACUCCAUCGCCUUCCACCUCAGCUACUGGCUGAACGCAGCGCACACACCAUUAUUGGCAAUUUUAUCGGCAUGAUAUCACGUGCCCGCCACGACAACGAGCGGUCCAACCGCACACUAACUCUGCAGCUGGGUCAUGGCAAACAGACAACUAUUAAGUGGCGUACGAAAGUGCUUCAACGCUUGUAUCAGAUCUUAAGCACACUGGUGCAGCACAACAAUAGUAAAGGCUCCAGCAAGCCGGCCCGUGUCGUUAUGUUUGAUGCACAGACGCCACAGUAUUAUGGCGUGCUUCGUCCAAAACAGUUGAGUACGAAUGAAUCAUGCGAACUUUUCGGUUUGAGUACUGAGGACAAAGUUGAGGGCCCGGACACACAACUGCGUACUUAUGUGGAGCAGCUGAUGCCAUUGCUGAUAGACAAUUGGCUGGAGGUGCGACCACAGCCGGUUCAGAGCACAUCAACGACAAUAACGCAAAGACAGCGAGCUCUGCUCACUGGUGAGGCGGCCACCAGUCUUCACGUCCUCCUUGAGAUCAUGAUGCAAUUGUGGACACUGGUGAACCAGCACGAAGCGGCUACUAACACGCUCGAACUGAGCUCUUGGACGCGCACCACCUUUGCAGCAUCAUUCGUGCGCAAUUUUCUGGACGCCGACUACUUUCCCUAUGAGCAGAUGGUGCCUCCAGCUGCAAAGACCACCAAACGUACAAAAAAGGCCGAUACUAGCGUUGAUCCAUUCUGUGUACUACAAAACCUAUCUCUGGUGCAGCUAAUGAGUCACUUUAACCCGCAACCGGCCACAUCACAGCUUACGGCCACCUACGAACGCCUGUUAUCAUAUUUGCAACAGCGAUUGCAGGACCUCAACAAUUUGGGGCCGGAGCAGCAGCUGCGACUGGUUGCCGCUCUGCGUGCUCUGCUCCAUGACAAUGGUGCUGCAUUGCUGAAGGUGCAGCCAGAAGCUACGAGCGCACUUCUGCGCACCACCAUGGAAGCCUACGUACAGCAACGCUACACAACUCGUGAAGGCGUCGCCACUCGUCUACUUCACACACUCUGCCUCAUUGUUCAGCACGCAGAUCUUUUUGCAGCCUACGGCGGCGAUGAGCAAUUCGCCAUAUUUCUGGGCUAUCUUCCACAGCUGCUGCUCAAGCCGACUGUGAGCGAAUCCACAUUAUGCGCUAUGUCGACGCUGUGCCGACAGCUGAAUCGUGUCUUUAUGAUGGCGCUGGUGGAGAACGCAAACGCCAUAGUGGCGCACAUCGAGCAACUGCAGAUGACUGGAGCAGGUCAAGGAGCAGAUGCCACUAACACAGACAAGGACGAUGCAUUUGAAAGCAAAAAGCGCGUUUUGAAUCUUUUCUAUUAUGCGCGUGACUGCAACGGGAAUCAGAGCAAGGAGAAGCUGAACGAGUGCUUGCAGCAAUUGGAGGCCAGUUCUGUCGAUGAGCGUAUCACCAGCUACUUUAGAUGCAUGCUUACCUACCCCUAGACAGUAAGGGGAGGUUGAUAGUAUCGCCUCUCUUAAAAUAAGUUUUCACAACUAAAUUUACUUGGAUAUGAUAACGGGCCGCCCUGCAAACUAUUGCCCUGCUUUGCUUUAACACGCAUAAUAAAAUAGUUCAAUACAGUUUUUCGUAUAUUUUUAAGUACCUGAUGUAAAGCAAUAUAUUUUAAACAACACUUUUAA
This is a messenger RNA of Scaptodrosophila lebanonensis, 2297 nucleotides long. RefSeq names its product testis-expressed protein 10 homolog. Lineage: Eukaryota; Metazoa; Arthropoda; Insecta; Diptera; Drosophilidae. The record is from RefSeq and is a predicted model, not a curated record. Gene Ontology annotation, cellular component: MLL1 complex; nucleus. The coding region runs from base 102 to 2099 and encodes 665 amino acids. The transcript has 3 exons.